GUGGCCGCAGCGCUCAGCUCCUGCGCCCCGACCCCGCCAUGGCCCCCCGGCCCCUCCUGCUGCUGCUGCUGCUCCUCGGGGGCUCCGCCGCGCGCCCCGCGCCCCCCAGGGCCCGGCGACACUCAGACGGGACGUUCACCAGCGAGCUCAGCCGCCUGCGGGAGGGCGCGCGGCUCCAGCGGCUGCUACAGGGCCUGGUGGGGAAGCGCAGCGAGCAGGACGCAGAGAACAGCAUGGCCUGGACCAGGCUCAGCGCGGGUCUGCUCUGCCCGUCAGGGUCCAACAUGCCCAUCCUGCAGGCCUGGAUGCCCCUGGACGGGACCUGGUCUCCCUGGCUGCCCCCUGGGCCUAUGGUUUCAGAACCAGCUGGCGCUGCUGCAGAAGGAACCUUGCGGCCCAGAUGAGGAAGGAACCCCCUCACCACCUGCCCGGCCCAGGAGCGCAGCUGCAUUUGGGGUGGGGGGCAGGAUGGGGGAGAGGGGGAGGGGUGGUACUUGGCACCAAUAAAGGAGGAAUCAGACCCAGA
This is a messenger RNA of Homo sapiens (human), 526 nucleotides long. RefSeq names its product secretin (gene SCT). The transcript is spliced from 4 exons. Gene Ontology annotation, cellular component: extracellular region. NCBI's taxonomy places the organism in Eukaryota, Metazoa, Chordata, Mammalia, Primates, Hominidae. Bases 39 to 404 code for a protein of 121 amino acids. Gene Ontology annotation, molecular function: hormone activity; digestive hormone activity; signaling receptor binding. Gene Ontology annotation, biological process: positive regulation of cAMP/PKA signal transduction; hippocampus development; negative regulation of gastrin-induced gastric acid secretion. The record is from RefSeq and is marked reviewed.